AUGGCUGCCGCCAGUGCGCCCCCGUCAGGUUCACCGACACCACCUAGGGGUAAUGUGAACGCUAUUAGACGGCGUCUAACCGACGCGAGCGCGUACACUUUGAACUUGCGGAAGGCAACGUACCCCCUAUAUAAGGCGCGCAAGUCUCAGUUUCGGCGCCAGAAAAGGUCCCGGCGCCAAAAGCGCGCCCCACGGGACGGCAUCAUCGACAGCACUGUGGGCAUGGAGCGUGAUUUCGGGUGCAACCCCUACAACCCCAGCUACCGCAACCUGGGGGACGAGGAGGAGGAGGAACAGUAUGGUCAGUGCCUAGACGGGGACAGGUGCUUUGGCAGACUCCAGGAGAGGAACUUCCCUGGGAGGAUCGGGUGGAUGGGCCGCGGCGCGGCUGUCGCCCUCUAUCUUCCAUCGCGACCCCAUGCCUCCCCAGCCCACUCAGCGUGGGCUCCGACGCUCCGGCCUCUCUUUUGCUUUUUUCCUUUCGCAGAUGCGAAGCCAACGUUGAGCUCAUUGAUUCUAACGGGGGGAGAGGAGGAUACGCGGUCCGAACCUGAGCGCGAAGCGGCGGCGGCGGCGGCCGACGGCGUUAACGCGGGAGAGCCGAGCUCCUCGGACGACGAAAAUCAGGAGGGUGGCGUUGGGGGCGACUUGGAGCCCCCGCAGCAGCAGCAGGAGGAGCCAGGCCCCCUGGCCGUGCAGGGGCCACUGAUCGCGGAGAGGAAGCAGCGCCGCUACCGCACCGCAUUCACCCAGCUGCAGCUGCAGGAGCUGGAGGGCGCUUUCCAUCGCACUCAGUACCCCGACGUGUUCGCAAGAGAAGAGAUUGCCAGACGUCUGAAUUUGACUGAAGCCAGAGUGCAGGUCUGGUUUCAGAACAGAAGGGCCAAGUGGAGAAGACACCAGAGGGCCCUGAUGUUUAGAAAUCUGGCCCCCAUUGCCUUCGGGCCUCCUGUGGGAAUGAUCUUUGAUGGGCCCUAUCGUGCGACCCCCAUUCUAGAGGCCAGGUGGAGAUGGGUUCCUCUGGUGCCUCGGGUGUUCAUGCCUCCUGGGCCACCCCUGCCACCUGUGUUCCGUGGGCCACCUCUGCCCCCCAGACCACCCAUGAUGCCUAUGCCACCUCUACCACCGGUACCUCCCUUUGCUCUGGCCCCUGUAGGCAUGGCAUGGGCCCCUGUCAUCAAUGGUCAUUUCGCAGGUCCCAUUUUCUGA
Odobenus rosmarus divergens (Pacific walrus) is the source of this 1209-nucleotide messenger RNA. RefSeq names its product homeobox protein unplugged-like (gene ESX1). The coding region runs from base 1 to 1209 and encodes 402 amino acids. The record is from RefSeq and is a predicted model, not a curated record. The transcript is spliced from 5 exons. Gene Ontology annotation, biological process: regulation of transcription by RNA polymerase II. NCBI's taxonomy places the organism in Eukaryota, Metazoa, Chordata, Mammalia, Carnivora, Odobenidae. Gene Ontology annotation, molecular function: DNA-binding transcription factor activity, RNA polymerase II-specific; RNA polymerase II transcription regulatory region sequence-specific DNA binding.